CUGGGCGCGCGAUGGGGCGGGGGAGUCCAUCCGGCGGGCGGCGCGCGGCGAGUGGACGCGCACGGCUGGCGGAACGCAGGCAGCGCCGAGGGCAGCCAGGCGAACGCUGGGGCUUCGGCGGCGCCUGUCGGAGGCGGGGCAGGAAGGCCCGUGCAGCGCCUUAACCUCGCCGGGCGUGGGGAGAGGGCUCGGCCCGCGGUUCCCGCUGAGGGUGGCCCCCCCACCCCAGGCCUCUUCAGAGGACACGUGUCAGUACUUUGUCGUCUCACCCCAUGUCAUAGCCCCUCCCCCAGGUCUGGGAUCCCCCGUCCGUCAGGCUCCGUUAUCCCCAGGCCCAACCCCCCGCUGACCCGCGCGCGGUCCCGGCCGGAUCCCUCUCCUCCCUGGCCCGUCUCCCUGGGCGGCGAGCGGCCCGGCCCCCGCAGAAGACACUCGUCAGCACGUUCUCACCCCUGUCAUCUCAUCCCUCUGCAUAACUCACCCCAGGCCUAGGGACUCCGGCCCAUUGUCCCCGGACCCAGCCCCUCGCUGAACGCAGGCUCGGCCCUAGCCCCCGCCCGGCGCGUCUCCGGCAACACGCCGCGACCCGGGAUGCAGCCCACAAGCUGGGCGACCGUCAGGGAGGCGGCGGGCCGUGACGUGCUGGCUGCCGACCUCCGCUGCAGCUUCUUCGCCUCGGCCCUGCAGAGCUACAAGCGCGACUCUGUACUGCGGCCCUUCCCCGCAUCCUAUGCCCGCCACGACUGCAAGGAUUUUGAGGCCCUGCUUGCAGAUGCCACUAAGUUACCCAACCUGAAAGAACUUCUCCAGUCCUCAGGAGACAAAGACACAUGGGCCUGGGACCUGGUGAGCUGGAUUUUAUCCUCAAAGGUCCUGACAAUCCACAGUGCAGGAAAGUCAGAGACAUCCUUGUUCGGGGAAGGGACCUACCUCACCAGUGACUUGAGCCUGGCUCUCAUUUACAGCCCCCAUGGCCAUGGGUGGCAGCGCAGCCUCCUGGGCCCCAUCCUUAGCUGUGUGGCCGUGUGCGAGGUCAUCGACCAUCCAGACGUCAAGUGCCAAACGAAGAAGAAGGAUUCCAGGGAGAUAGAUCGCAGGAGAGCGAGGAUCAAGCACAGUGAAGGGGGAGACAUCCCUCCAAAGUACUUUGUGGUCACCAAUAACCAGCUCCUGCGAGUGAAGUACCUGCUGGUGUACUCACAGAAGCAGCCCAAGAGGGGUGGACCAGUGGCUGAGGCCCUAGCCAGUCAGCAAGUUGCACCGCCCUACUUCCGCCUCAGUGAUUGGUUCAGACAUGGGCAUGUGACCCAGUCAGAGUCCACAGGAGGUUUGUUUUCGGGGGCUGCUGGGAAAGAGACUUGCCUUCCUCCUGAUGCCGUCUUGCUGCCUUGUGAAGCUUCAGACUGACGCCAACACCGUGGAAAGUAGAGCCAAGAGAGGAAGAGGAAAAGAGUCAUGAUGAUGUUUGAGUACUGAAUGCAGUCAUGCCUAAAGCUAGGCCUUUCACUUAAGUGACCAAUGAAUUCCGCUUUUUAACAGAAUUUAAAUGGGAUCUUGGGAAUAAAAGGAGGGGGGAGUCCAUGACUUAUACCCAUUAUCAUCCCCAGUGCUCCAUUGUUUUUGGUGUAAACUUUUAUUGAAUAUAGAAAGAUGUGGUUUUCAGAUGUGUGAGUCAGGAUUGAUGAAUUUUUUUUUUUUUUUGCUGUACGCGGGCCUCUCACUGUUGUGGCCUCUCCCAUUGCGGAGCACAGGCUCUGGAUGCGCAGGCUCAGUGGCCAUGGCUCACGGGCCCAGCCGCUCCAUGGCACGUGGGAUCUUCCCAGACUGGGGCACGAACCCGUGUCCCCUGCAUUGGCAGGCAGACUCUCAACCACUGCGCCACCAGGGAAGCCCAGGAUUGAUGAAUUUUGACUCUCCUCACCCCUGGACUCUACCCACAAGGCAUUCAAACCUGUGCAAAAUGAGAAUUGGGCAAAUCACACAAAAAAACACCAUGUUCUGGGUUAUUCUGCAGCCUGAGCAUCAAGGUGCUUCCUUGGGUCACUUGGACUCCUCCAGAAAGUCUUCUGGCCUAGGGAACCCCAGAGCACUCUGAGGUCUGCGAGCAGCAGUAGGUAGAUGUGACCAGGGUCCGGGGUUAUAAACUAUACUGGAGGGUCCUGGCCCACAGGAAAACCAGAGCUUGGGUCUGUAGCAAUAGAAGGAAUGAGGGAGAAAGGCACUACCAUUUAUUAAGUGCCUCCUGCAUGAUGAGCAUAUUGAAAGAAUUAUUUAAUCCUCACAAUACCCUUUCAAGGCAGAUACUAUUACCUUUGUUUUAUAGGAGAAGAAAGAGGCUUGGAGAGGUGACUAUCCAAGGUGAGAAAGCCCGAAAGAGGCAGAGCCAGAGCUGACUAGCUGCAAGGCCGCAGCUAGAGGGGCUGCCUGAGCAAAAGGGAUCUGGGCUGGUGGUGUAGGGAGACUGGGGUGGGCAGCGCCAGCUCAAGGCAUGCCAAAUGAGCUCCCUCCCCAGGUGAAGACUGUUAGGUCUGCCGUGUCUCAUAAGCAGGGGGCACCUGGAUGCUGGAGGUGGGACCUCGGGAAGUCUCCAUCCCCGCCCCCCCCGCCCCCCUCAAUGGCCACACUAUUAAUGAGCGCUUCAGGCUCAGCUCCAUUCACCCUUCCAGCUCUGUCACUGCAGACCCAGGAGGUGAGCUCUGAGGUGCACAUGGCACUGAAUGUGGGGCAGGGAGGGGUGGCCUCUUCCUUCCACCCCCCACUGCCUGCUCAGAGCUUGGGCCAUCAGCCUUCUCUGAUUAAGUUGACUUCUUCUAAACCUUGCAUCCAGGGGCUGCCAGCAGCCAAAUCCCCCUGAUUGAGAUGUUCCCGACAUCAGAGAAUAAACAGCCUCCCUUGUCCAAACAGCUGUGCUGAGCCGCAUUCCUGUCUCUCAGCCUGCUCGGCUGGGUGGGGCUGCAGCCCUGCGUCUACCUCCAGCAGAGGCCUGGGGGACCUGGUGAGUGGCUGGAAGGGAGAGGGGAGGUGGCCUUCUGUCUUCAGACUGCACAGGACAUUCCUGUGCCCGAGUCCCCAUUUCGCCCCACUGCCAAGCAUCUCAGCCCUCAGCCCCUCCUGGCACAAGCUCUGUGUUUGUAACAAUGACUCUGACUUCAGAAGAGGUCAACACCAGGCCACUGUCCCUGGGUUUGGAGCGCCUUCACCCUUGUGCAGAGGCUGCCUGGUGAAUUUGAAACUCAUACAUCGUUCUAGCUAGAUCUGAAGGCAUCACACCCACAUGGCUUGUUUUACAGAGGUGGACAUAGCGAGUCAGUGCAGAAGCAGGAUGAGACUCCGGGCCUUUCUUGCUAUCUACUACCUUGGGAUGUUGUGGCUAGAAUGACGUGAGGGGCUCUGAGUGAGAGGCACGGCCCAUGUUAUUGGAGAGGAGCAGAGGUGUUUUCACCCUAUGCCUGUUUUGGAGAUCAGGCUUGCGGCCGAGCCAUUUCCUGAGAAAGCAAGGCCUCUGGAAAAGCACUGUUCACCAGCCCCUCCUAAAUCAUCCUGCUGGGAGUGGAGCUGGGACAGCAGGACCUGAGUGGGGCUCUGCCACUGUCCACAGUCCAGCGUCCAGUGGAGGCUUGGCCAGGGUGUGGGAAGCAGCCAGGGCCAGAGGGCAGAUUACUUGGGAAGGGGGAGCCCCCCUGCACACAGCAUCUGCUUCUCUGCCCUAGGGCUCUGGCCUGAACUGUCGGGGAGGAGAGAGAACAGCAUUCCUGUCUGCAGAAGGAAUUCCUCUAGGAUCCCCCUCUGGCCGCAGACAGGAGGAGGAGGGAGGCAGACAGGAGGAGGAGGGAGGCAGACAGGAGGAGGAGGGAGGCAGACAGUGUGGGAGCCCAGGGCAGCCUGAGGGUCUCUGUGGACAGGUGUCUUACUCAGUCUUCCUUGGGCCUAUGGCUUUGUCUUCAUCUAGCUGCGUGUAUCAGUGUGGAUUCAUGUGACUGUUCCAUGUUUGUAUGUGUAGGUGGCUACAUUUCUGGUUGGAGUUAGAUUCCUCAGUGGGGAAGUGUAUACUUAUAUGUUUUUCUGCAUGUGUAUAUAUCCACCUCUCUGUGUAAGCUUGUGUGUGUGGGUAUCAUCACGGGAAAGUGUGGGCCUCUGUGUCUUUGCAUAGAUGAGUAGGUUUACGCCUACCUACAGGUGGAAGUGCACAUGUGAGCAUUUAGGUUAUUUUGGUACAAACAUGGACUUGUCUUUGUAGAUGUAAGUUUAGGCAUAUGUGUCUUUGAGAGCGUGGGCAUAUAUUUGUCACUAAUAUGUUGGUGAGUCUCUGAAAGCAUGUAUGUCUGUCUACUUAUAUUUGUGCAGAAGCAUUCAUUCACUCAAUCUUCAAUUCAUUCAUAAAGUGAUUUGCUCAUUUACUAACAGACAUCUUUAAAGUGCUUGUGCUGUGACUGGGCCCACACUGGCACAGGGAAGUUAGAGAGGUGUCUAGGGUGGCUCCUAACAUUUGAAAGACCCAGAGCAAGAGCACAAAUGAAGGCUUAUGUUCAUGUCUAAAUAUUUAAAUAAGUCAAAACAACAAACGGCUAAAUGAAAGACUCAAUCCUAAUAACUGGAGAGCUGGGUUUGAUUUUGAAUUCCUAGCUCCUCUGAGUUUUGUGCUGGAACACAGCAACACAGAGCAAGUGGCCCCAGCCUCUCCUUCCCCAUCCCAGCUCCAUCCUGUACCUCGAGGGGCCUCGCAUGCAUGCGUGACUCCUCACACAUUGCAAACUCCAUGCAUACACCCCACCCCCUGGCCACCCUUUGGGCCUAGGGGUGCCCACACCAUUGGCAAAGUCUGCCCAUAUGGCUCUGAGCAGGAGAUAAUAGGGUCCCAUG
Messenger RNA from Orcinus orca (killer whale), 4860 nucleotides. It is a transcript of the gene PARP16, whose product is annotated as poly(ADP-ribose) polymerase family member 16. The record is from RefSeq and is a predicted model, not a curated record. The transcript has 5 exons. Gene Ontology annotation, molecular function: protein serine/threonine kinase activator activity; kinase binding; NAD+ poly-ADP-ribosyltransferase activity. Bases 592 to 1407 code for a protein of 271 amino acids. Lineage: Eukaryota; Metazoa; Chordata; Mammalia; Artiodactyla; Delphinidae. Gene Ontology annotation, cellular component: nuclear envelope; intracellular anatomical structure; membrane. Gene Ontology annotation, biological process: endoplasmic reticulum unfolded protein response.